Molecule: messenger RNA, 12756 nt
Organism: Lymnaea stagnalis (great pond snail)
Lineage: Eukaryota; Metazoa; Mollusca; Gastropoda; Lymnaeidae
Source: the annotation of a GenBank genome assembly
CAAAAUUUCCGUGUGCUAAAUUUGAAAAUGCGUUAUCACUGUACUGUGCAGUCAGGACACCGAUAAAGCAGACCUAUCUUUGAGAGUGUGUUUGACAGUGUACACAGUGUACACAUACCUUAGAUCAACUCUCCGAGUGGCGUUUAGUUCAGGAUGUUAAAUACUUAAGUUGAGUGUUAUGUUGAUUGUGUUAAACAUACGGCCUGUUGAGUGUUAAGUUGACUGUGUUAAACAUACGGCUGGUUGAGUGUAAGGUUAAUUGUGUUAAACAAUUGGCUGGUCGAGUGUUUUCAAGGUAUAUGAUUUAUAAAGGUCUAAGAGAGAUUUUGAUCAAGGAGAAACAAGGCGUAUCAAGUAGAAAGUGUAAAGCUACUUAAAGUUUAACCUACAGUAUCGACCAGGUGUUCAACCGACAGUAUCAACCAGGUGUUCAACCGACAGUACCGACCAGGUGUUCAACCGACAGUAUCGACCAGGUGUUCAACCGACAGUAUCAACCAGGAGUUCAACCGACAGUAUCAAACAGGUGUUGAACCUGCCUUAUGAAACAGGUGUUUAACCUGCAGUAGAAACUCGGUGUUAAACAUAAGGCGAACAUAACAAGUAGGAUACAGCAAAAUACAAAAAAUAUGGGUAGGUUCUAUAAGUGGUUUAUAAUCAAGUUAUUAUUAAGAUAACAUAAGGUUCUAUAAGUGGUUUAUAAUCAAGUUAUUAUUAAGAUAACAUAAGGUUCUAUAAGUGGUUUAUAAUCAAGUUAUUAUUAAGAUAACAUAAGGUUAAAUAAGUUUAUUGAUCCAAAGGAAUGGAACUUUGCAUGUUUUUUUAUCGUAAAAAUAUUUAAUUCCUUAAUAUUAAUUUCGCUUUUGUUCGUGGUUGGCUGGCUGCCUGGCUGGGUGGUUGGCUGGCUGGCUGGUUGGCUGGCCAAAUUUUCGGGAGGCUAAAUCUCCAGCUUACGCCUCCUACCAACCCUGAAACUUGGCACAUUAACUAGCUUCCUAUGGAAACACAUUCUGUCAAAAUUUGAGCGCAAACCCAAAAAAUCAAUGUAUCCACUUUAUCCCUUACGUCACUUAAUGGAUGGGUGCAUUUGAUAUAAGAGAAUAACAUAGUCUCAAAGUCACAAAGGGCUACAAGUCACAAUCUGCUACAAGUCACAAAGUGACACACGGCACACUUUCAGGCAAUAAUAAAUUUCCAUUUUUGAUUAAAUUGUUAACAAGUUGUAUAAUCAUUAUAAGGUUCUUAAAUGUCACAAACAAUAUGCUUUUGUCUAGAUUGAUACAGACAUCGUAUAACGAUAGGCGAGUGUUACAGUUAGAAUCGGUGCAAGACACUGAAUAAUAAAAUCAUCAUACAACUUCAUACCGUCAUUCGUCAAUAUGUAACUGAUGAUGUUGAGUUAGUUGUACGUCUUAAAUAAACAAUUUUAAUCUCUCAGUAAGAUUUCAAUGGGUCAUCCAUCUGUUUUACUGGUAGAAUAUUAUCGACUAAAAACGUGAGAAGAAUGGAUUAAUUGCUUUCCUUGGGGAUGCAUGGUAGUUUCACUUUAUUGUCCAGCAGAAAAUGUCGAAGGUCAAGGGUUAAAUAGUUAUUUAAUUUUUUUUUAUAUAUCCCAUUCACGUUUAAGGGCAGGGGGUGGGAGGUUGGGGGAGGGUGGAGGGGGGCUGCGUUCACUUCCAAGCAAUAAGAGGUAUUCACAGGGGACAGAACAACCUGGAUCAAGACAAAAGCGAUUAAAAUAUGUUUUUCUAAUAAGGGCAAUAGAGAUAAAGUGCUGAUUAUAGGAUAGGUCUAGAUCAAACUUGGUACAGUUCUUUUUGAAAAAAUCUCUAUUGAGAACCUAAAACGUUUCGUAAAAUCAUACUAUUGACCACUGUCACAGCCAGGGACACAACACACUUGACCACUGUCACAGCCAGGGACACAACACACUCAUACUAUUGACCACUGUCACAGCCAGGGACACAACACACUCAUACUAUUGACCACUGUCACAGCCAGGGACACAACACACUCAUACUAUUGACCACUGUCACAGCCAUGGACACAACACACUCAUACUAUUGACCACUGUUACAUCCAGGGACACAACACACUUAUACUAUUGACCACUGUCACAGCCAGGGACACUAUUUCCAUUGUCCUUAUAUACGCCAUAUCUCUUUCAAUUAAAAAUAGUUCCAUAAACUUCUAGAUUGUUCCACGAAGAUAUCAAGAUACUGAAAUGCAGAUAGGAACUAAACGUUUAUGGAACUUUUAGUUUAGUUUUAAAGAACUCUAAGCUUCACUGAGGAUUUCCUCGAUAACCCUGAACAUAACUAUUUUAAGGUUUUUUUUAAAAUUCUCUAACUUCUUCUAGACUGUUUGAUUUAGUAUUAUUAUUUGUGAUAUUACAGUGGUCUUAUAUAGCGAGGUACCCCAGCCUAUAGUGCAGUACCCCAGCAUAGGAUUCAGUGGUCUGAUAAAGAUUGUUACCCCAGCCAAGUGCUCAGUGGUCUUAUAUAGCGCAGUACCCUAGCAUAGGGAUCAGUGUUGCACAAUUUUAUUUCAAAUGCAACGCUUAAUUUACUUUUCUUCAAAAGCAUUUAAAAAUAUUUAUCAAAAUAAAAUUUAUUUUUAUCCGACCUACUCAAUGCUGUAAAAAUAUUUAAGAUUAAACUCUUUUGGCACCUGGUGGCCGUGGGUGGGGGGGGGGGGUUGGGGUGGACUGAUAAACAUUUAUGAGGCAACACCCUAUAAAAUCCAUCCUAUUGUGAAGGACUACAUUAAUGUGAGCUUUAUCUGAAUGAUUUAAAUUUUACCGCAAUAGGAGGAUAACUAAAAGGGGCCACUUUGGAAGAGGGGGCCUAUGUUGUUAUAUGUGGCACAUCGCCAUAUCUUGGACACUUUUAAUAAGAAAUCUUUCUAAAGUUAAAGUUGUCUUUUUAUCGUGGUUCUUGGCUGUGCUCAGCUUGAAUAUCAACUGGAACUGGUUCUGGUGGUUACAAGAUUAAUUUAAAUCUGGCGAUUUAUUGGAUAAAAUUUUAACUUUUAAUCGGUACUGCAGCGCAAUGUUUUUGACAAGGGCCAACAUCUCCGUGUACAAGGUAAUCCGCUGUGGAAGUUGUUUUUGUUCCGAAUACAGCACGGGUUUAUUGGCUAGUGUCUAAUUGAAACCUAUUUGAUGAAGAAGACAAGUUAAUUAGAUCCAUCCAUCCCUAUGUCACUGAUGCCUACGUGGGGCUUUGGCCUAUCUCAUCACAUCCAUCCCUGUGCCACUGCUGCCUACGUGGGGUUUGGCCUAUCUCAUCACAUCCAUCCCUGUGUCACCUCUGCCUACGUUGGGCUUUGGCCUACAUCAUCAUAUUGUUCCAUCCAUCCCUAUGACACUAGUGCCUAUGCGGUCCGUUAUGUUCGUGAAACUUUCCUCUCCCGUGUGUUUUCUGUUGUUUUUUGUUAAUGUCCAAUUUAACUUGAGUACCUAACAACUGGUCUGAUUACAGGUAUUCAUACAGUUUUCUUUGUUUUUCGUGUAAUGUUUUUCUCUAGAGAAUUUCUGACUACUGAAGUAAGCUCUGUUUUCGGUUGAUAUUCUUUCUUUCAUUUCUCUUUUUUUUUUUAAAUUAAUUUAUUUAUUUUAUUCAUUAAGAAUGCUUUUUUUAAAAAUUGAUUUACUUCUCCAAAAGUAUGGUUUCUAAUGUGAAUGGUUUUCAUUUCUCAGUUCUUCUCUUAUCAUAGUCAUGUAUUUUGUUUUUUGUUUGUUAACUUCCAUGCGCUGCUUGUAUUGAUGCGUCUUCUAAUUAAAUCAAGUAUUUUCAUACAUCUUUACUACUUUUCCCGUUCUAUGUCUUCAGCAUAUGCAAGAUACUUAAGGGGUUAAUUGUAGAGAGUGUCCUAUGGUUGCGGGUCUUGGGUUUCCCCCAGAAAGUAUCCUGUUUUUGUUCCUCGGUUUUCGAUGUGUAUGUUUCUUAUAACUCUCUCUAAUUGUAGGUUCAAUAUCACACAAGAUAGUAAGAAUCCAUGUCUUAGGCAUCCUCUAAUCUGAAAUUCCCUUGAAUAUUCUCUUUGAACCUUGAUUUUGCUUUUUGAGUUGUUUAAUGUUACAUGUAUCAGUCUUGUCAGUUUGUUGAGUAUGCCAAACUCCCACAGAGUCUCCUAUAGACAUUUUCUUUUGAAGCUGUCAAUGGUCAUUUUAUACUCCACAUUGAGCUGAUGUACUUGUAUAUUAUGUUCAUAACAUUUCUCUAGUAGGCAUGCAACGGUGAAUAUCUGAUCUGUGGUUGAUCUGAUAUCCCUGAAUCCACAUAGGUUAUCACCUAGUAUUCAUUAAAAGGACUCGUUGUGGAAAUUAAUACUUUUCCUCUUGUCCAUCGUCGGCGUUAAGUAUGGCCUCAAAAUAUUUAGCCCAACUCUCUAGUACUUUUUAUUUUCCGUAUUUAAUUGUCCAUCAUUGCUCUCACACAUUUGAGUUCUGUCUUGGAUUCCAUUCUUUUCGUCUUUUAUCUUCUGAUAUUUCCUUCUCCUGAUAAGUCUUCUAUUUCUUUUAGUCUAGCUUUCCCCCCUCAUUUUUGUACUUCCUACACAUUUUCGUGGAUUUCUCUGCUCAAUCAUUGAAUAUUUGUCUCGUCUUUCUGGUUUCACUUGUGACUUGGUCAUUCGCGCCUUGUUCCGUUCUUUGACUGUCUCUCUGCAUUCAUUAUCAAAUCAGCCUACUCAGCGGUUAGUUUGCUGAAAUCCAAAUACUUUUAUCUACUGAUCAUUUGUUUCAUUUACGUAAGCCUUUGCGGUUAUUUUGUCUUAGGUAAAUUUUUGGUUAUCACAUCGUUUUGUCUUUGGAUUCGGAAAUUGUGAGUUAUGCUUAUUCCCCGCUUAUAUUUAGCCUUAAAAGUAGAUUGUCAGAGUCUGCAUCUGCUCCUAGAUAGCUUCUUAUGUCUAGUUUAACUGAUCCAUGCCUCUGAUCCAUUUCUCAAUGGUAAAAUUGGUUGUGGGUGAUUCCAUCUGAAGAGUUCCAAGUAAUUUUAUGUAUAUUUUAGAGUAGAAACUUGAUUCUGCUACCUGUCAUCCUUGUUCCUAAAGCAAAGUCUAGGAUUAGGUUUUUCAUGCAGACUCUCAUUGCCAAUAGCUGGCAUAAACAGUUUUUCUUUCCUUAAAGUCACCUAUCGCUUUUUUUAAUAUUAUGUCGUGGUGCCUCAACGUAGAUCUUUCCCAGCGUCUCCUAAAAGGAUUAUUUUUACCUUACCUUCUGUAUCUUCGGUGGGAACAUGAACAUUUAUAAUUGUACUAUUACCGGUAAACAUUUUUUUCCUGGCACACGCAGAGAGCAAUAUCUUUUACUCUCUAGUUCAAAACCAAUGACUUCACCGAUGGCUACUUUUUUUGCACAAAAAAUCCUGCUCGCAUAGUGUUAGUGCCACUAUAAAAUAUGGUGUAGUCAUUUGUCCUGAGGAUGUCUGCAUUUUUACAUAGAAUUUAUUGCAAUGCAGAAAUAGAUAUUAUUCAUUUAUUAAUUUCAACUAUUAUGUUGGGUAUGGCUCCUGCUCUAAACAGGCUUAGUACAUUCCAAGUCACAAUCCAAAAAUGAAGGGGCGAUUUCCAUUGGAAUCAGUCCUGGCUUUAUUCUGUUGUUUUGGCUUUCGUAACAGUCGAAAUGCAGAUCUUAAUAAUGUUGAGUGUUCAUCUAACCUUGAUGUCAGAUGACUACUUGUUCGGAUAUUGUCUCUCACUUCGUCUCACGGACUAGUGCAACUGAUACCAUCCAUUAUUCCAAUACACUAAACAUUGAAUAUUUUGUUGCACGCUUCAAGUUUAUUGCACAACUGCACAACAUGGCAGAGUAUGUAUACUGUUCUCAAAAUCCAAUUCGUUACACAAAUCAAAGUACUUCUCUAACAAUACAUCCAGCCGAAAUCAGCAACAAAAAACAAGAUAUACCCUGAAUAUUCUCCAACUCCACUCUACGGCCACCAAUCCACUAAGACAUACCCUGAAUAUUCUCCAACUCCACACUACGGCCACCAAUCCACUAAGAUAUACCCUGACUAUCCUCCACCUCCACUCUACGGCCACCAAUCCACUAAGAUAUACCCUGACUAUCAUCCACCUCCACUCUACGGCCACCAAUCCACUAAGAUAUACCCUGAAUAUCCUCCACCUCCACCCUACAUCCAUCAAUCCACUAAGAUAUACCCUGAAUAUCCUCCACCUCCACUCUACAGCCACCAAUCCACUAAUAUAUACCAUGAAUAUCCUCCACCCUACAGCCACCAAUCCACUAAGAUAUACCCUGAAUAUCCUCCACCUCCACCUCCACCCUACAGCCACCAAUCCACCAUAACAACAACCAAACUAACUCGUCAUUUCCCCUUACCCAAAAACCUCAUCUAACUCUCAACAAAGAAGACAUACAGCUACACAUAUACUCUCUACAUAUAAAAUCUUUUCCAUAUCAUACGUAACAGCAGUGAUUCUCAUACCCUGAAAGUAACAUUAAUGUUUAUUUUACAUGGCAGGAUUGUUAGCCCUGCGCACAACCAUCUGGUGGCUGUCCGGGAUGUUAGCCCUGGGCACAACCAUUGUGGAGGCUGUCCCGUACAGCUGUCUUAGUCGUUGCCUUAAUUUUCGGCUGCCCCAUACAGCUGUCUUAGUCGUUGCCUUAAUUUUCGGCUGCCGUUCCCUAGCCUUUGUGGAUCCCUCCACUUUGGUGGCAGGUUCUGAUCUUGGUCCGCCCAGGAUAUUGUAUUUUUCCAGUAUCUAGUGGACUUUCCCCUAUCCACCACCUGGGCAGGCACUCGAUACAAGACCAAUACCACCGCACGAAAAGUUAUUUAGAUCACUUGAAUUAAAUAUCGUAAUGUCAACAGUUGCGUUAUUUAUAUCACUGGAACCAAAUUAUGCGGUAAUGCAACAGUUGAAAUCAUUAGAAAGUGUCUUAUCUGAUAAAUACUGAACGUAUCUCACAAGCAAUCUUAACCAUUUUCAAAAAAAAAAAUGAUCAUCAGUUUACAAAAUCUCGGUAUUUUGGGGAAAAGCUGUGUGUUAAAGUAAAUCAAAAAGUGUUGCAAAAGUGCCAGAUUGCCAUCCCUGUGUCAUGUAUCUGAAGAAAGUUAUACCUGUACUUGUUUUUUGAAUCUCCAACUAUAAAUAUCCAUGUGAGUGUAACAGACCAUGUCUGCAAUUUUGCACACGAAACCAUUAAGUCAGGGAGGUGUCAUGAGGUGAAUAGCGAACUCUAUUAACUUGCAUUAUUUCACGGGAAAAGAGAAUGAACUAUAUUUUAGUACAGUGGAAGUGAGCCGCAUGUUUCGGGUGAUGAGGGCAGUAUAUCUUAAGCCGAAAGAAGAUCAGACGUGGUUAACUUACUGUCAAGUGAAUUAUUUCCAUCAUGCUGUGGAGUAUUAUAUAUGUAUGAGAUAAUUGCAUUCUGAAUUUGUUACUUGGAUAUCAAUGCAAGACAUAUUAUUAUUAUUAUUGUUGUAGUAAGUGAAGUAAUAAAGUACUUUGCAAAUUAUUCGUGAAAGUUAUCAUCUACUUCGUUGUGUGACAGGCCAGUCGAAUUGAGGAGUGAAAGAAGUGAAUUAGUUAUUACUUGACCGAAGAGAAGCCGGCAUCUUGAACUAUCAAUUAAGUCAAUUAGUUAACCAUGCUACUACCACAAUAAUUAGCAUGUGUUACAGUGAGGAAUUGGGGGGAAUUUAUACUCCUCCAAAUUCUCCAGAUAAACAAAAUGGUAAUAAAUAUGAGAUUCAGGUUGCAUUUUUUUUUUAAUUUAAAGUAGAGGAUGAAUGUUUGUUGUAUUGUUUUGUACCCAUGACGUCACGGUUCGUCUCUCUCCCAGACUGGCUGCUUUUGACGGCCAAUGGAGCGGGCGUCAGUGUCGACGUUCCCUGUGGGGGGGUCAUCAACUUCGUGUGUCGAUCGUCCGGUCACUACGGUGACCACAUCGUGCUGUACAAAGGGAGCAAUGCCGGUGGGGUCCUCGCCAGAAGCAAGCUCCCUUAUGACCUCCAUUACAAGGUCUCCGAUGCCAGCAGCAGUGACACAGCUUCGUACACGUGUCAUGACGAGUCUGGCUAUGCCGUGGAUGACAAUGUGUAUGUGUCAGUUGUCUCAUGUAAGUGUUUUUGUGUCAACAUCCACUGUAAAUACCAUCAAAUGUAGGUAAAGUUCAGGAAGAUUUUGAAAUUAAACAUUAAGAGCAACGCAACAGAGAAUUAAUCUUCAUAUAUCAAUCAAUGUGGUGUAAAUAUGUGCGAUUAUCGAUUAUUAAAUACAUAUAUAUAUAUAUAUAAACAGUUAUAUGUUAUUGAGUUAUUUGAAAACAAAACACGAACAAGCAAAACUAUUUAUUAUUCUGUACGUCAAAACUUCUAGCUGUUUACAGGAUUAUGCAGAGAUUCCCUAAGGCUAAACCCAUAAUCUUGUUGUAACGUAUUACAGGUUUAGACACAGAUGUCCCUAAUCCAAUAAUCCUAUGGUCGUGCCUGGCUGUGGUCAUCCUGAUCAUCGCCAUACUGGCCAGUUUAAUCUCCUACUUCCGGAUGAUGAAGAAGUCAAGGGGGAGGUCAACGCGCGGCGCGGACCAGGCUUCGGCAACCAGCGGCACACACACCACGGUUAACCACAACAGAACCUCCGAUCAUUUCAGCUUGUCGCUACCCACUGUCUCCAGCGGUGACGUCAGACAGAGCAGGUGGAGUGCCGUAUCGGGUAGAUUGGCGGGUUCGCCCCCUUACCGCACACUUAGAGCCUAUGACGUCGACCCACCGAGCUACGGGUCUGUUGUUCUUGAGGACGAUUUCCCAGCUGUAGCAGCGGAUGUGACGUCAGAUUCGCAUGCCCCGCCUCCGUAUUCUUCCGUGCUGGCUGACCAAUCACAACGGAGUCCAAACAGAAAAGCAGACCACUCGGGUACGGCAUUAAGUCCUCAAUUCAAACAGUAACAACACCUAAGGAUUUAAACUAUUCUUUAAUUAAACAUUUCCUGUUGUAAGGUUUCUCAUUAAUGUGAGAGGGACCUUGGUGAAGUCAAUGAAUAUAAUAGGGGCUGUUGGUGAAGUCAAUGAAUAUAAUAGGGGCUGUUGGUGAAGUCAAUGAAUAUAAUAGGGGCUGUUGGUGAAGUCAAUGAUUAUAAUAGGGGCUGUUGGUGAAGCCAGUGAUAAUAAUAGGAGCUGUUGGUGAAGUCAGUGAUAAUAAUAGGAGCUGUUGGUGAAGUCAGUGAUAAUAAUAGGAGCUGUUGGUGAAGUCAAUGAUUAUAAUAGGAGCUGUUGGUGAAGUCAGUGAUAAUAAUAGGAGCUGUUGGUGAAGUCAAUGAUUAUAAUAGGAGCUGUUGGUGAAGUCUGUGAUGAUAAUAGGAGCUGUUGGUGAGGUCAGUGAUAAUAAUAGGAGCUGUUGGUGAAGUCAAUGAUUAUAAUAGGAGCUGUUGGUGAAGUCAGUGAUUAUAAUAGGAGCUGUUGGUGAAGUCAAUGAUUAUAAUAUGAUCUGUUGGUGAAGUCAGUGAUAAUAAUAGGAGCUGUUGGUGAAGUCAAUGAUUAUAAUAGGAGCUGUUGGUGAAGUCAGUGAUAAUAAUAAGAGCUGUUGGUGAAGUCAAUGAUUAUAAUAGGAGCUGUUGGUGAAGUCAGUGAUUAUAAUAGGAGCUGUUGGUGAAGUCAGUGAUUAUAAUAGGAGCUGUUGGUGAAGUCAAUGAUUAUAAUAGGAGCUGUUGGUGAAGUCAGUGAUUAUAAUAGGAGCUGUUGGUGAAGUCAGUGAUUAUAAUAGGAGCUGUUGGUGAAGUCAAUGAUUAUAAUAGGAGCUGUUGGUGAAGUCAGUGAUAAUAAUAGGAGCUGUUGGUGAAGUCAAUGAUUAUAAUAGGAGCUGUUGGUGAAGUCAGUGAUAAUAAUAGGAGCUGUUGGUGAAGUCAAUGAUUAUAAUAGGAGCUGUUGGUGAAGUCAAUUAUUAUAAUAUGAUCUGUUGGUGAAGUCAGUGAUAAUAAUAGGAGCUGUUGGUGAAGUCUGUGAUGAUAAUAGGAGCUGUUGGUGAGGUCAGUGAUAAUAAUAGGAGCUGUUGGUGAAGUCAAUGAUUAUAUUAGGAGCUGUUGGUGAAGUCAGUGAUUAUAAUAGGAGCUGUUGGUGAAGUCAAUUAUUAUAAUAUGAUCUGUUGGUGAAGUCAGUGAUAAUAAUAAGAGCUGUUGGUGAAGUCAAUGAUUAUAAUAGGAGCUGUUGGUGAGGUCAAUGAUUUUAUUAGGAGCUGUUGGUGAAGUCAGUGAUUAUAAUAGGAGCUGUUGGUGAAGUCAAUUAUUAUAAUAUGAUCUGUUGGUGAAGUCAGUGAUAAUAAUAAGAGCUGUUGGUGAAGUCAAUGAUUAUAAUAGGAGUUGUUGGUGAGGUCAAUGAUUAUAUUAGGAGCUGUUGGUGAAGUCAGUGAUUAUAAUAGGAGCUGUUGGUGAAGUCAACUAUUAUAAUAUGAUCUAUUGGUGAAGUCAGUGAUAAUAAUAAGAGCUGUUGGUGAAGUCAAUGAUUAUAAUAGGAGCUGUUGGUGAAGUCAGUGAUUAUAAUAGGAGCUGUUGGUGAAGUCAAUGAUUAUAAUAUGAUCUGUUGGUGAAGUCAAUGAUUAUAAUAGGAGCUGUUGGUGAAGUCAAUUAUUAUAACAGGAGCUGCAGAUGUCUUAGGAGCCUGGUUUGUUUCACACAUUCCCGCAGAAAAGUGGUUUUAAUUGUGGAAAACAAAACAAAAAUUAACAAAGACUUUUCUAUUAAAGACGAGUUAGAAUGCAAUAAAAAGUACAACAUAAUGAACAUUUGCUAAAAUACAGUACGCACGAGAACAUCUAAAUAAGGUCUUAAAAUGUCACGUUUAGUUAGACAGAUUGCGCUCCGCUCCACAAUAUGCAGACUAAGUGUGAGUAAAGAGAAACUGUUUGAAAAAAAGCGUUUCUUUGAAUGUCUAAAACAGACAGGUUUGCUCUGAAUGUCUAAAACAGACUGGUUUACUCUGAAUGUCUAAAACAGACUGUUUUGCCAUCAUUGCCCUCGGAGAUUGAGUUGUCAUCUCUUCCUAAAGAUGUUUUAAACUAGCACAUCUUACCCAGCGUUGCUCUUAUCAUCUUUCUCACUUAUACAUCCUUCAUUUUAACUUCGAACAGACGAGGCAAUGCUUGACCCCCCACCUGCCUACCCUGGACCCAAUUAACCAGCAACCCUAAGUCUGACGUUCUCACAUCUUCAGGUAGGUUUCAACGACGUUCUUGGUGGGUUCUGGCAAAAUAACUUCCACAACAGCAGGGCUCACGGUUCCACGGACAGAACACCCUUAAGAAUGUACCCUUUUCUUUCUUUGUUUAGUACAGAUGUCAUUUUGAGAUUCAUAAUAACACGCUCAAGAACUUAGAGGUAGCCACUUUUGUAACAAAGCUAGAACCAGUAUUAACAUCAUGACAAUGUUUAUUCAUAAAAUUAUUUGUUAAGGAAUUAUUUUUUUUUUAAAAUUAAAGAUGAUUUGAAAUAUGAAAUCGGAAUAUAGUUGUACACGUUUUUAAACAAAUUUAAUGAAACAAACUUCAACUGAAAUGUCACUGAAUUAUUAAAAGUUGUUUUUUAGUUGUAUUUAUUUUAUUUAUAUAUUUUUUAACUUUAUUUCAGUGACAUAAUUAUAUGCCAUCAUUUACAUAGAGCCAACAUGACCUGAUGUGACUAAAUCAACGCAAUAUCGCAGAGCCAACAUGACCUGAUGUGACUAAAUCAAAGCAACAUCUUAGAAUCAACACGACCUGUAAUGACUAAAUCAUCUUAAUCUAAGGCAUAUUAUAAUGAAUGUAUCCAGACAUCAUCCAUGGACUGUAAGACAUAAUAGGAAUCUUGUACAAAUCAGUUGUCUGGUCCCCUGAGACGUCGUCGGGAGAGCUGUGUGAAUGUCAGACGGACGGGUUGCUACUAGAUAUGUUACCCAUAAUUGGUUACGGUAGUAUUGGUUUUGUUCCAGUGAAAUAUUGUUUGCUCCUAAAGUAGUUAAUGAUCUCAUCAGCUCACAUCACUGUCAGAUGUCACCAUCUCAUGUGGCUGUCAGAUAAUGUCAUCAUCUCAUAUAGGCCUGUCAUAUAUAAUUUCAUCAUCUCAUACGACUGUCAGAUAAUUUUAUUAUUCCAUGGGAGUGUCAGAUAAUGUCAUCACCUCAGGCGGCUGUCAUUGGGUAAAUGCCCUUAGAGUUGUUUAUAGGUCAAAUUCCAUCAGCUAUUACUUUGUUUAAUCGAAGUGGCUUUUCGGACCCGGGUCCAAGAAGCUAGAGGUUGGGAUAAAAAAAAUAUUAUUGUUCGGUUGUAACACCAAACUUGGUAUCAAAUGAAAGAUAAUUAAAUGAAGGCUGUGAUAGUCGCUAUCUUGCUGGUGUGCAAAGGAGGAGAAUUCUAUUGUUUUGGUGCACAGAAAGAUCAGUCAAUUAAUUUGUGACUUAGACUAGAGCUGUUGUGGUCUAAUCAAAUCAGGCAAAUGGUUCUUGUCAUUUUAAUUGCACGUCAACAUAUUGCCGGCUGCAUUUCAUCACAAACAUUAAACCGAGGCACACACUAAAAAAUGAACACCCAAUAAAGUAUGUAGAAUGUAGGCGUGCAACAAGUAUGUGUUUAUUCUAGUGAUGCAUAUACUUCUCAUAUACGUGUGAUGACACAUCUACACGAUGUUUUAAGUUUUAUAAAUAAUUAUACUUACACCUUUUCAUAUAAAUCUUUUAUAAAAUGUAAUAUUGAGCCAUGGGAGUGGGGGGGGGGGGCCUGUACAUUUGAAAAAAAAAAUUCAAACCAUCCCGGUAAUAAUUU